AUGAAUGUCCUAUCGGUUCAGCACGAGAACAUUCCUAGCAUCAAAUACCAUAAGCGCCCUAUCAAAGACGGUCAAAAAAGAUGUGCAUUCUACUUAUCUACUGAGACAGAAAGCGUGGUGAAUUAUUCAUUGCGUUUCGAUUCGAAGAGUUUGAGCCGGCGUAAAUUUGAUGCCCUUCUAAAGGUUCCUACGCAUGUAUCCAACUCCAAAAUUGACACCCAUACAUUACCACAUUUAAUAGAGAUCAUACAAGAACAAAUAAUUAGUGUUACCGAACAGAGGAAAUGCGUCACUCUGCAUGACAAUCUAUAUAUGAUAGCGCUCUGUAUCGUGCCGAUGACAGUUGAGCUUACUCGCACGCUUGAACAAGUGAAUAACGCAUCACAAAGCAAGUUUACUGUGAAUUCAUACUACAGCAACAAAUUCCUGUUCCUUAUUGAAAUACUAAUAGAGUUCAUAUGGGUUGACCACAUCAGAGCGCUUUGUAGGGAAGAGAUACAUAAGGACCACACACAUAGUAACUAUAAAACUCGAUAUAACAUGACUAUGUUAGUAGAGGACCCUGACUCAGUGCUGUCUCGCAUAUACUACAGAUGGAGUAAGCUUAACUAUUUUCCCAUAACGUUACUUUCCAGCUUGAAGUUUACAGUCAUUGGUGAAGGUAAGAAUGUCGAAAUUGGUUACAGGAAUGAGACUCGCAAGAUAGUCCUCAGUACGCUACUGUUGGUCAGUAAGAAGUGCUUUGUACAGUUUAUGAAAAUUGUAAUGGCGCAACAGGCGUUAUACCAGAACUUAGACGAGGCAUGCUUUCUUCUUAUGUGUGAGUGGCUUCUCAAAGGUACAGUUCAAAGCAAUUCAGGAGAGAGUGUAGUAGGUAUAAGGCAAGUGAUCCUUGAUCUGGUCAAUGCCAAGGACGGUUCGCUAUUAAGUGAACACCUUGGCUUUAGAUGUAGAUGUAAUACGUGGGCCAAGCAGCUCAGCACUCGACUGAUCGAGAACAAAACCAAAGAGGACGUAAUACAAGGCACAGAGAUAGAGGACACAGAUCUGAAGUUUAACAAGUACGAAGUGGCGUUGCUGUUUUUGGAUGAUCUCAUCCGCAGCACUGCCACUGUGCAUUCCGUGGGGACAUCCCAAGAGGACAGCAAUAUACAGGACGAACACACACAGGAGCUUACUCAUAGGCCCUUGGAGUGGAUGAGUGUGUUUAAUUCAUGUUCAUACCACAGUGGAAAUGCCAUCAAACAUCGGAAAAGAUCUCAAUUGCAAAAUUGGUUCAAGAAGCACACUCUUAUGCGAAGAAUUAUAAAGGUCUUUAAGAAUCUACGUAGCUCAUAG
Molecule: messenger RNA, 1338 nt
Organism: Nakaseomyces glabratus
Lineage: Eukaryota; Fungi; Ascomycota; Saccharomycetes; Saccharomycetales; Saccharomycetaceae
Gene: SPO77
Product: Spo77p
Source: RefSeq, a predicted model, not a curated record